AUGGCAGAGGCAAUUAAUAUUGAUCCUAAUGAGGAUCUUCAGUCUGGAAAGGAAUAUGAGACACUGGAACAAGGUUCUAUAUCAAAUGUUCAAGUUGAACUUAUAUCAAGAUUUUUAUCGGAGUGUCCGCAAGCAGCUUUAAAUGUACACAAGUACCUGCAGAAAAAUUAUUCAAAGUCAAACCAGCAACAACAACAACUCAUGCAACCAGUGAAUUCAACACCGAAACGCGGUCAUCCACUAGAUGAAAGUGGAGGUUCGAUCAGCAACGGAAGAGGUCUCCGUAAAUAUCCUCGAAGGGGUAUUGACAAUAAUGCACAUAAGCACUCACAUAAUGUACAACCAGAAAUUAAUUUACAAACACAGCAACCAUCGUCUUCGAUGUCGUCAGAUGUAAGACAACAUCAAGAGAUAAAUCAAGAUAAUACGAAUCGUAAACGAAUUUCUUUUAAUCAACUGAAGCACGCGGUAUCGUCUAAUUUACCAUGUUUCUUUAUUGAAUUCACCUCGGAUGCGGAUCGUAAUAGUAUUCCAACAGCUCUUCAUGCAAGUGAUCUUAUACUGAAAGAACUGCAAACCAAUGGUGUUUUAAUCAAUAGAUUUACAUUAGUAGGAUGGGCAGGAAAAAAGCUAAAGUUAGGUGUUAAUAAUAAAGAAGAUUACGCUACUCUCGUCAGUUCGGAUAAAUGGCCAACAAAGAUAAAUGGAAUUGAUAUUGUGGUCGUGAAACCAAAAUAUAUACCUGAUUCAUUCACUCUCGUCGUCCGUUAUGUACCUAGGGAAUUAGAUGAAAAUUUUGUUUCAAAUGAAAUUCAGCGAAUAAUUGCUUCUGCAGAUCGUAUUAAACGUAUUCAUUAUUCAUACCAAAGAAGAACAGAUGAUUAUCGAUUCGAAGUGAAAGAUUAUCGUGAAUAUAAUGCUGUGUUGCAACUGGGUCGAAUUGCAAUAGGUCAUUCGUGGUUAUCGAUCACCAAGUUUCAUCCGGGAAAUCGUUUAACGUACUGCACGAAAUGUUGGCGUAUUGGUCAUUUAAGGAACAAAUGCAGCUCAGAAAGCAAAUGUCGUAUUUGUCUUGAAAGUCUGAAUGUCAAUACUCCUCAUAUGUGUAAAAAUGUACCGAAAUGUGCUCAAUGUGAUGGAGAUCAUCAUUCGUUGGAUAGUCAAUGUCAAGUUUUAAAAGAAUAUAAAGAUCAAUUAAAGGAAGAUGUCGAAGAUGCCAUACAAAAAGGACUAUUACAGCGAUUCUCACCGCAAGAGAAAGCACCUACAUUUGAACGUCGAGAGCAAGACUUUCCACCAUUAGCAGCAAGUGAUAAUCAUUCCAAUAAAAAAUGGAAUACUGCGCUACCACGUACAACUGUUGAGUCGAAUGACUUACGAGCAUCAUAUACUGAUAAAACAAUUGAAUCCAUCAAUGAUAAUCUGACAAAACUAAUCGAUAGUAACAAACGGCUUGAAAAUAAAGUUGAUCUAGUAUCAUCAAGUAUAAAAACCGUUACUCUUGAUAUUCAGCUACAUCAAGCAGUCUUAGCAGAUACUAUCAAUAUUAUGAAAGACUUCAUGCAAUAUGUUAUACCAGCAUCGUUAACUGCUAGCAAAGUUGAAAGAUCAUCUCCUAUAGAUGAAGCUAUGCACCGGCUGAAAACUUGGAAUUUUGCACCUAAAGAUCAGAAAUUAGUAUUAUCUCUUUUAGAUGAAUGGUACACGGGUAGAACCUUGAACACAGUCUUAGAACAAUGGGGAAAUGUUGGAAUAGCUCCUUCACAAACCCAAAAAGAACAUAUUAAGAUCCUAUGUUAUAAUGUCGAAGGUUGGGGUACGCGUGCGCUUGAAGCUAUUGAUUUAGUGUAUCAAAUUCAAGCUUCUAUUGGUAUAUUUACUGAAGUUGGUGAGUUAUGGAACAUGAGCCGAUUACCACAUUUUAACACGUUCUAUCAAAAGGGAACUAACAAGAAUGGAGGAGUAUGUAUAGCAGUAGGAAAGCAUCUGAAAGCGACGCGCAUUGAGGUUAACAUUCCGAACACAGUUGUCAUUGAUAUAACAGGUCUAUCAGAACCGGUACGUAUCAUUGGUAUUUACUGGCCCACUAGUCAAGAGCGUGAUCUUGAUGAUAUCUCGCCUUAUGUCGUAGAAGGUACCAUACUAUCAGGUGACUUUAAUGCAACAGUCAAGGAAUGGCAUAGUCCAAUAACUGAUAGAAGAGGUGCGCACGUGAAAGAAUGGAUUAAUGAAAAUAAUCUCAAUUAUAUUCCAUCAACGUCUGAAGAAAACUUUGAUCCAUACAAUUUAUUUUGA
Molecule: messenger RNA, 2295 nt
Organism: Rotaria sp. Silwood1
Lineage: Eukaryota; Metazoa; Rotifera; Eurotatoria; Philodinida; Philodinidae
Source: the annotation of a GenBank genome assembly